Molecule: messenger RNA, 510 nt
Organism: Dipodomys spectabilis (banner-tailed kangaroo rat)
Lineage: Eukaryota; Metazoa; Chordata; Mammalia; Rodentia; Heteromyidae
Product: chromobox protein homolog 3-like
Exons: 1
Coding region: 1-510 (169 amino acids)
Biological process (GO): negative regulation of transcription by RNA polymerase II; chromatin organization
Cellular component (GO): nucleus; pericentric heterochromatin
Molecular function (GO): chromatin binding
Source: RefSeq, a predicted model, not a curated record
AUGACCUCCAAGGAAACUAGAAUUCCCAAAAGAAAGAAAAAAAACAGAAAACCUGAAAAUGUUGAAGAAGAAGAGCUUGAAGAAUUUGAAGUGGAGAAAGUAGUGGGCAAACGUAUAGUAGCUGGCAAGGUAGAAUAUCUCCUGAAAUGGAAGGGAUAUUCAGAUGAUGAUAAUACGUGGGAGUCAGAAGAGCAUUUAAAUUGUCCAGAUUUAAUUGAGGCUUUUCUGAAUUCUCAAGAAGCUACUAGUGAAUCUGAAGGUAGCGUAACAACAGACAAUAGCGAAGCUAGUGAUAAUCCAACGGGGUUUGCUAGGGGUCUAGAGCCUGAACGAAUAAUUGGUGCCACAGGAAGUAGUGAAGGAUUGAUGUUCCUCAUGAAGUGGAAAGAUUCGGAUAAAGCUGAUUUGGUGUUGGCAAAAGAGGCUAAUGUUAAAUGUCCUCAAAUUGUAAUUAAAUUUUAUGAACAAAGGAUAGUUUGGGAUCCUUCAUCAGAAGGUGAUGCUCAAUGA